Molecule: messenger RNA, 1488 nt
Organism: Orbilia oligospora ATCC 24927
Lineage: Eukaryota; Fungi; Ascomycota; Orbiliomycetes; Orbiliales; Orbiliaceae
Exons: 2
Coding region: 1-1488 (495 amino acids)
Source: RefSeq, a predicted model, not a curated record
AUGAAGUCAUUUGCUAGCCCCCUUAUUCUCGGCGUGGCCGCUUUUAGCGCUGCCGCCCAGGCCAAUGGCUAUGACGACUAUAACCCUGUUCCGGCCCCGUCAUCCACAGUCGUCACCUAUGUUACAGAAGGCGUGGUCGUUACCGUCACUGUACCAUGCACCACAUCGACAGUACCGGAACCUACGCCGGUUUACACGCCGCCAGCCGCCGUUUGCCCGCCUAAGUAUAAAGUUGAUUGUGCCUGGCUCUGUUCUGAGGGCGGCGGUCAGGUCUGCGCGACGGCUCCCCGCGAUGACGGGAAAUGUACAGCCUGUCCAAGCGAGUUCUGUCCUGCCGCCGAUGCUUACAAUGCAGAUUGUGCAUUCCUAUGUGCUACUGCACACGGCGGGCCUAAGUUCUGCUCUGCUGCCGGCGGGGAGAAUUGCGAAGCGUGCCCUAGCCCGCCUCCUCCAACUCCCCCACCAGCUGAUAGCUGCCCACCCAAGUAUAAUGCCGAUUGUGGUUGGAUUUGUAGCGAGCAGGGAGGUACGCUUUGUGCGAAGGCUCCAGUCGAUGGGAAGUGCAAAGCAUGUCCUGAUGAGUCCUGUCCUGCUGCUGAGGCCUAUAACGCGGAAUGCGCGUUCUUGUGUGCUACCGCUCAUGGCGGGCCCAAGUUCUGUUCUGCUACUGGAGGGGAAACCUGUGCAGCAUGCCCCGUUCCACCUCCCCCAACGACUUACGCUCCGCCACCACCCACGACUAUGUAUACUGUUCCGGCAACAUCUUCGUCGGCACCACCAUCCCCACCUCCAGUUGACGCGACCUGCCCUGCUAAGUACACCCCAGGUUGUGCAUGGCUGUGUCCUUCUACUGCAGGUGCCAAAGUCUGUGCCGCCGAACCAGACUCUGAAAAGUGUGCUGCGUGCCCUGAUGAGACUUGCCCAGCAUACUAUGAUGCUUCCUGCGGGUAUACCUGCUCUACUCCGCACGGAGGACCUAAAUAUUGCUCCGAUGCUGGUGGAGAAAAUUGUUCAGAAUGUCCCGGGAAACCAACAACCCCAACAUAUGCCCCACCACCAGUUUACCCAGUUACCAAUACAACCAUUCCACCAAUAGCUGAACCAACUACAUAUACUCCCAUCCCAACCCCACCGCCUGCUCCAGUCGACGCAGUUUGCCCAACCAAGUACGCUCCUGGCUGUGCAUGGUUAUGCCCCAAUUCCAGCGGUGUUAAAACUUGCCUUGCCGUUCCUGACAGUCAGAAAUGCGAAGCUUGUCCAGAUGAAUCUUGCCCGAUUACCUCUGAUGCUAGUUGCGCGUAUAUUUGUUCUACUGCUCAUGGAGGUCCAAAGUUUUGUUCCGCUACCAGUGGGGAUGCUUGUGCUCCUUGUGGUAAUAAAACAACUCCUACGACCUCUCUCCCACAGCCAACCUAUAGCUCUAGUGCCUCAAUUUUGCAGCUUGGCACAUCAUUCUUCGGCCUUGUCGCCUUCUUCCUCGCCUUUUAA